Molecule: messenger RNA, 2019 nt
Organism: Rotaria socialis
Lineage: Eukaryota; Metazoa; Rotifera; Eurotatoria; Philodinida; Philodinidae
Source: the annotation of a GenBank genome assembly
AUGGUCGUAUGGCUUCGGCCUCAGUGUAUUCUGGCAAUUGUCACCAGUUUGCACUUUUAUUCUCAAUUAGUUUCUUCCAAAACGUAUGAACAUUUUUGGUGUGCAACCGAAGAAGGUCAUCGUCAAGCAUCCUGUCCAGAUGAUACUGCACUAUUAACAGAUGUAACAAUACGUAAAAUUUACCGUCGUACACAAUCAUGUGAACCUGAUUUUCACUCAGAUUAUCUUAUUCAUUGUCAAGAACAUAUUGAUGGAUCGUCAUGCGAAGGAAAUCGAACAUGUUCAAUUGAAGUAUCUAGUCGAAAUUAUAUCAAAUGUGGAGACAAACGUUAUCCGCCAACAUAUUUUCUAGUCAAGUUUACUUGUACACAAAUUUAUACAAUGUGUGCGGAUACAGAUCCUAUCCGAAACACACUCUAUGGAUUUAUUGUUUCGCCAGCCUAUCCACAUCCCAUGGCUGAUAAUGUAACAUGUUCUAUUAAUAUUGAGGCCGGUCCAUCAAUGUAUAUUGAAUUAGCACCCAUCCAAAUUCAUUUACAAGAAGCAAGUAAAUGCAGAUCUGAAUAUUUAGAAAUUUUCGGAUAUAUAAAUUCACAAACAAAUAAUUCCGUCGCUGAGAAGAGAACAUCAAAUAAAAAUGCAAAAAAUAUUUGGAAAUCAUAUUAUACAUGGUGUGGUGCUGAACACUCAACAAACAAUCCGUUACCUAGUGCACGUUAUCUUAUUGCGUCCAAUUCACUAUAUAUAGCAUUACAUACAGCUGUAUCAAAAAAGCCAAGAUACUUUAAAAUACGAUAUAAAGUUGUUCCAUCAAUAGUACGUUCGGAAUAUGAUUCAGAUGGCAUUGCAUAUGAUUCAAUAUCCGAAUCACAAACACAUUCUUCUAUGACAUCAACUACUAUUCAAUCAACUACAAUAGCUAUGCCAACAGUUCAAAAUAAAUAUAAUGAAAAUAUUAAUGGAACAGUACCAAAACGAACAUUUAAAAAAGAAAUUCUCAUCGGUAUUAUUGCUGGUGUAGUCGUUCUUGUACUUGCUAUACUUGCUGGCAUAGGUAUAUUCCUUUUCAUGAAAAAACGUCGCCUCUCAAAAGGAACAGCAACAGUAUCGAAAUCUACUACAUCGCCACCAGCAAACGCUGCAGGAAAAAAGAAUUCAGCCGGUCCAGCAAGUUCAAAUAAUACAGGAUUGAAAUCAAAUGCAAAACCCAUCGAUAAGGCUCCACUUCUUGAACAACCAGUCAAUACACAAACAGCAGCAGCAAAACGUAAAUUAGUACCAGAAAGAACAGUACACAUAGCUGAUGUGAAUAGUUCUCGUUUUAAAUCUACUGCUGGAGCAACAACAACAGCAACUCACACAGGAGCAACUGGUAAAGAUACAAAUGCAACAAGUGCAAAUACUGUUGCGCCGUCAUCAGCACCAUCUGCACUUAAACCGCCAUUAACAGUCGCUGAUAGUGGUAUUUAUGGUGCUGAUUUAAGUGAUGAUGUGCCACCAGUAACUAAACCAACUUCGCCGACUGAACCACCAAAAAUCUAUGGUUCUGAUUUGCCUGAUAAAUCAGAUUUAACUCCUCCUGUAACUGUUGUUGUUAAUCCAUUAAGCGAACAUUGUACCAAUACUACUACUGCGGCUACUGCUACUACUAUUAUGACUAAUACGACAUCAUCUGAUGAUAUUGUCCCAGAUGAUAUAUCAACGGAAACAUUAGAAGAAGAAAAAGAAGUUUUAUUAAAUUCAUUUGUAAAUGAAAAACAUUUAGACGAAACUGUUAAAAGUGCCUAUUCACAUUUAAUUGACGCAACGAUAAGUGAAAGCGAAGGAGGCAUUGAUGGGGGAUCAAUAACCAGUAGUGCAUCACAAUCACGUCGAACAUCGAAUGCUAGACAACCAUUACUUUCACACGAAAGAAAUAAUAUUCAAACAAUACCACGUAAAGCAGCAACACAAUUUAAUCCAUUACAUAUGAUAUUAAAAAAAGAUGCUAACAAAUAUUAUACAACAGAAUAUAUUUAA